Messenger RNA from Paramuricea clavata, 595 nucleotides. The record is from the annotation of a GenBank genome assembly. Lineage: Eukaryota; Metazoa; Cnidaria; Anthozoa; Malacalcyonacea; Plexauridae.
AUGAUUCCACUACAAGAGUUUCUUUCAAAUCUCAGACGACGUUGGCUUGAAAAAACAGUGUUUACAAGAACAAACGAGAAGUUUACAGUAGCGAUAGAGGAACUACCACCUAUUAUAGCACCUCGUCUAACUGGUACUGCUGUCAACACUGAGAUGAAAAAAAAGAGUGUAUAUCUAAAGCCACAUCAGCCAACAGGUUAGGGACACUGUAUAAUUAUAAUCUACAAUUAUCAAGGCCUGCUGUAAAAAAGAGCUUCGAAGCAUAUAUAUAGUAUAACCUGAACAUAUAAGUAUUUAAUAUAUACUACAUAACUGUUCUAACCAAUUAAUUCGUAAUUUCACUUAUUCUGUAUAUUAAGGUGACCCGGCACUUUUGCACAAACUAAUAUCGGAUGGAAAGCUUGAUAUGAGCAGAAUUGAACAGUAUGAUAGCAAGUUCAUCAAUGAUGCAGCCAUGGCUUGUGGAAUACCAACCUCUGGAAAAUCUAAGGUUUGCGGCAGUUUAAGCCACAAUACUAAUUACUUUAUAGGUAAAAGUAUUUCCUACUUUAUAUAGGUAACAGUGUUUGUUACGUCUUUAUAGGUAACAGUGUGA